AAGGUCCUCCCUGUGGUCAUCCGAUGCUCUAAAUUAACUAAAGUUAAGUUUCGUUUCUACAGUAAGUUUCCAUAUGAAACAAAAGGCUUUUGUGUAGAAUCUUUGUGUCCGUAGUUUGUGUGUGCAUGUAUGGUGCGUGUCUGGAGUAAACGUCUCAACAUGACCUACUUAUCACACGUUACACAUUCACAUGUGAUAAAAGGUUGGAGACAUUUGUGGAGUGGCGCAGAAGCUCAAAAGCAACAAACAUGAAGAAGGUUAUUGUUCUGAUGCUAACGUUCAGCCUUUGUCAUUCUGGUCCAGGGAAUGAUGACGAUAUUUGUCCUAUUGGAGGCUCAGCCAGCUGCUGUAACAUCUGCCCCACAAACAUGGAACAAAGAAUUACUUCUCUUGAAACCAGGCUGGAAAAUGCUGAAAAAGAAGUUCAAGAGUUGCGGAGACUCACUCAAGUUACUCCCUGUCAAGUUUCCAAUCUGUUAUUUUUGAUAUUUUCAGGCAUUCCUCGAGUGGCUUUCUCUGCAGCUCUCCCUGGCUCUGGAAACACAGGACCUUUCACCACUGCUACCCCACUAAGGUACAAAAAGGUUUUCUCCAACACAGGGAACUGCUAUAAUCCAUCAACAGGUAUUUUCACAGCAACUGUCAGUGGAAUGUACUUCUUUCGGUUCUCGAUGUUCAACAACAUGACUCCUGCUCCCAACUCGGUUGUGAGCCUCAUGAAGAACAGCGAACGGCUGACGUCUGUGUGGGACACCGCUGCGACUGAUAUUCACGACAGUGGAAGCAACGCUGUGGUCAUCUCUCUGAAAGUGGGAGACAACGUGUACGUGCAGCUGGAGCCAAACAGGGCCGUCUAUGAUGAUGGGAUGCACUACAACACAUUCAGCGGCUUCCUGCUCUUCCCCAUGUGAUGCAUACCACCCAAUGCAUCCAAAAAUGAUUCUUUACUAUUUCACAGAAAAUGAAUUUUCUUUUAUUUAGAUUGAAAAUUACUAUGAUGUGUAGAAAUAAUUUUUUAGUAGAAAUGUCAUUUUGUAUAAAUGUGUAAAUUUGUAUUUUAUCUACUAGAUAUUGCAUACUCUUCAGUCUAAGCAGCAAAUAACCGUGCUAUUUUGUAGAUAGUUCUUACCUUUAGAAACAAAUUUUAGA
Messenger RNA from Xiphophorus hellerii (green swordtail), 1149 nucleotides. RefSeq names its product complement C1q-like protein 2. Gene Ontology annotation, molecular function: protein binding. NCBI's taxonomy places the organism in Eukaryota, Metazoa, Chordata, Actinopteri, Cyprinodontiformes, Poeciliidae. The record is from RefSeq and is a predicted model, not a curated record.